This is a messenger RNA of Phodopus roborovskii (desert hamster), 2923 nucleotides long. RefSeq names its product ferrochelatase (gene Fech). The transcript is spliced from 11 exons. The record is from RefSeq and is a predicted model, not a curated record. Gene Ontology annotation, biological process: heme biosynthetic process. The coding region runs from base 73 to 1341 and encodes 422 amino acids. Gene Ontology annotation, molecular function: protoporphyrin ferrochelatase activity. Lineage: Eukaryota; Metazoa; Chordata; Mammalia; Rodentia; Cricetidae.
GCUGGCGCUGGAGGUAGGCGCUCGCCGGCCCUGCUGUAGCGCCGCCGCAGAGGAUCCCUGGCCAUCCCGGAAAUGCUUUCGGCAGGCGCCAACAUGGCUGCGGCCCUGCGGGCUGCGGGCGCGCUGCUCCGCGAGCCGCUGGUGCAUGGCAGCUCGAGGGCCUGUCAGCCAUGGAGGUGGCAGUCGGGUGCAGCAGCAGCAGCCACCACAGAGAAAGUGCAUCAUGCCAAGACUACAAGACCCCAAGCUCAACCAGAAAGGAGGAAGCCAAAAACUGGCAUAUUAAUGUUAAACAUGGGUGGCCCAGAAACCCUUGGAGAAGUUCAAGACUUCCUUCAAAGACUCUUCUUGGACCGAGACCUCAUGACGCUUCCCAUUCAAAAUAAGCUGGCACCAUUCAUCGCCAAACGCCGAACCCCCAAAAUCCAAGAGCAGUAUCGUAGGAUUGGAGGUGGAUCCCCCAUCAAGAUGUGGACUUCCAAGCAAGGAGAAGGCAUGGUGAAGUUGCUGGAUGAACUGUCCCCUGACACAGCACCUCACAAAUACUAUAUCGGAUUCCGGUACGUCCAUCCUUUGACAGAAGAAGCAAUUGAAGAGAUGGAGAGAGAUGGCCUGGAAAGGGCCAUUGCUUUCACACAGUAUCCACAGUAUAGCUGCUCCACCACUGGCAGCAGCUUAAAUGCCAUUUACAGAUACUAUAAUGAGAUGGGACGGAAGCCCACCAUGAAGUGGAGCACAAUUGACAGGUGGCCCACGCAUCCCCUGCUCAUCCAGUGCUUUGCAGACCACAUUCUGAAAGAACUGGACCAUUUUCCCCAGGAGAAGAGACGUGAGGUGGUCAUUCUGUUUUCUGCCCACUCCCUGCCAAUGUCCGUUGUCAACAGAGGAGAUCCCUAUCCCCAGGAAGUAGGUGCCACUGUCCACAAAGUCAUGGAAGAGCUAGGUUACCCCAACCCCUACCGACUAGUUUGGCAGUCCAAGGUUGGCCCAGUACCCUGGUUGGGUCCUCAAACAGAUGAGGCUAUCAAAGGGCUUUGUGAGAGGGGGAGGAAGAAUAUCCUUUUGGUUCCAAUAGCAUUUACCAGUGAUCACAUUGAGACACUAUAUGAACUGGAUAUUGAAUACUCCCAAGUGUUAGCCAAGAAGUGUGGAGCUGAAAACAUCAGAAGAGCGGAGUCUCUUAAUGGAAAUCCAUUGUUCUCUAAGGCCUUGGCUGAUUUGGUAUACUCUCACAUCCAGUCAAACAAGCUGUGCUCCACGCAGUUGACUCUGAGCUGUCCACUCUGUGUAAAUCCUGUCUGCAGGGAGACUAAAUCCUUCUUCACCAGCCAGCAGCUGUGACCCUGCCUGAGGACCCGUGGGAUUCACAGAUGCACAACCUCCAGACACCAUCAAUGAGGAUGGAAGCCACAUAGCCUGUAUGCAGCCUGUGGACACAGAUCAUGAUUUCUUUCUUGCCUUUAUUUUGUUUUACUUUAUUUUGUGCUUCCUUUUGUAGUCCACGCUGGCCUCCAUGGGCCUCCUGCUCCCAUUUUCUGAAUGCUAGCUAGCAUUACAGACACAAAAAAAUUGUGUUUCUCGGGGAACAGACUCUGAAAUUCUUACUGAGGUUUCUAUUUUCAUACACACGUACAGUGAAUACUCAUAGCCCUUUCUGAGAUCAAUUUACUUGUGUCGAGUAUGUACUGUGAAAUUCCAGGAGUGAUUCUGCACUUACUGCCCCCAACAGCCUCCUAAAAUUGUAUUUCGAGUCCCCUCUAUGUGCUACCAGUAGUGAGUGAGAUGUCUACAGCCUCAUGGAUGCAGUUUAGGUGGAUAUACUUAAUUUAUGAAAUAUAAUAUGUAAAAGAAUUGGGCUGAGGGCACAGCUUAGUGAUUGUGUGCUGGCCUACCAUGCCUGAGGCUCCUAGUCUGAUCCCUUGCAGGGCAUGUAGAUAUUAUGUUACCUAGUCUUUCCCUAAGGCCGUGGCUACCGGGAUGCUGGUGAGUUGGCGUGAUCACCUAUAGUUGCCUCUAUUUUCAGCACGGCCACCAGUCAUUGGUUGUUGUGGUGUCUGUGGGAGAGUCUCAUUUUCCUCCCUUGAAAUUGAAACAAGUUCACGUUUCAAAAGUGCUCUGAGAUUUCCCCAAGCACAUAGGCCAGUAAACAUAGGCCAGGAAAUUCAGUCCUGGAUAUGCCUUAGUUUGAGCCCAUGGUGCCUCAGGGAAGCUCUGUCUGCUCUCUAUUUCCAAGGACAGUGCCACCAGGAAAUGCUGCUGAUGGAUUUGGUCUCCCUAGGACCAAGGAGCCUCCUGCUCUUCGUUGAGUGCCUCUGUUCUCUGCUCACUUGUUUGAAAAUUAUUUUAUUAAGUUGACAUGUCUCAUAACCUUGAAUUUUUCUUCAUUAAUAAGUUUUUGUUAUGAAAUGAUGUAGUCAUAGAAUAGGCCAUUUGUAAAACACAGAGAAGAGAAAUAACCAUUCUAAUGUAAUAAUUAUCAUUUUAUUCCAGCCCUUUCCUGUGGAUAAUACACACACACACACACACACACACACACACACACACACACUCACACACACUCAUUUAUAUUCAUUCACACAUUUGUAUUCUUUAAGAAUUUCACCAUAUCCUAUCAUAGCGACCUCCUUUCCCUCCUUAACAUGUCCCUGCUUGGAUGUGCAAUGAAAAGUUGCUCAAAAAUGUAAGAAUUGUGUCAGAACAGAACUUGAUACUCUGGAUUUGGAUUUAAAUAGAUUUUAAAGUCUUUGGGAUCCUCAAAGGAUUCAUAAUAAUCACUUUCUCUGAAACUUUGUUCUUCAAAAACAAUACUUCUUUGAGCUUUUUUUUAAAAAAAUAGAAAAACAGUUCAUAAAGUGGAAGUAAUUAGGAGGAUGCAUAGAUAUUCUAUACUGAGGAUUUACUAUUAAUAAACAUUGUGGCUUUA